This is a messenger RNA of Trematosphaeria pertusa, 960 nucleotides long. Its product is annotated as putative 15-hydroxyprostaglandin dehydrogenase. The record is from RefSeq and is a predicted model, not a curated record. Gene Ontology annotation, molecular function: oxidoreductase activity. NCBI's taxonomy places the organism in Eukaryota, Fungi, Ascomycota, Dothideomycetes, Pleosporales, Trematosphaeriaceae. Bases 1 to 960 code for a protein of 319 amino acids. The transcript has 3 exons.
AUGGUUCAUGUGCAGUUCAACCUAGAGCUGCUAAGCACGCUCAAAGGCAAGGUUGUGGUUCUGACUGGGGGCGCAACGGGGAUUGGUCGGUCAGCCGUGAUUCAAUUCGCUGAGGCUGGAUGCAAAGUCGUCUUCGGCGACAUCAGCGAGGAACCCGCCCGUGAGCUCGAAGCUAGUCUGGGUGCCGCAGCGCGCUUCUCUCGCUGCGACACGUCCUGUUACUCCGACCAGCUCAAACUGUUCGCACUCGCGGAGUCGGACUUCGGUCGCGUCGAUGUCGUGGUCGCUAAUGCUGGGAUGGCGGUACAUAAAGACAUCUUCGAGGCGAGAUCGAAUGUUUUCGAGGAGCCGACCAUGAAGGAGGUGGAUGUAAAUCUGGUUGGUGCUAUCUUUACGGCGAGAAUCGGAAUGCACUAUUUGCGGAAGAAUGGAUCGAGAGGAGGAAAAGGAGGGGGAGAUCUUGUUAUGGUGAGCUCCAUUGCCGGGUUCAAGGAGAGCGGCGGGCUGGCUACAUACACGGCGAGCAAACAUGGGGUGCUGGGGUUGAUGAGGGGGUUGCACACCACUGCGUUCCCCGAGGGCAUACAUAUCAACGUGAUAUGUCCGUGGAUGACUAAAACGAGGCUAGUCAAGGGCAUAGAAGAGGGCUGGCGCAAACUUGGUCUCCCAGAGAACCAGCCCGAAGAUGUUGCACGAAGUAUCCUGCUCUGCGCAUCCGCAAACAGGGACAAGAAGGAGAAAGUACACCCCGGAGCCAAGAUUCCCUUCGCCGGCAAGAUACUCUGGAUCGCAGGUGGCGAAGCGUACGAGAUCGAGGACGCUAUCCAGGCCCUAGAGCCUCAGUGGCUCGGUGAGGAAAACAGCAAGGUCCUCACAAAGGGCCAAGAAUACCUCGCGAGCCAAGGCACUAGCUGGGAUGCCGACAAGCUGGAGGAGAAGACGAACGGUGUUCAGGCCUGA